This is a messenger RNA of Hemibagrus wyckioides, 912 nucleotides long. Its product is annotated as histone H2A. Lineage: Eukaryota; Metazoa; Chordata; Actinopteri; Siluriformes; Bagridae. The transcript has a single exon. Gene Ontology annotation, molecular function: DNA binding; protein heterodimerization activity; structural constituent of chromatin. Bases 90 to 476 code for a protein of 128 amino acids. The record is from RefSeq and is a predicted model, not a curated record. Gene Ontology annotation, cellular component: nucleosome.
UACAUCACAAUACAGCGCGGUGACUGCAAUUGAAACACAGAGCGAGUUAUAAACUACGGCACUGUCAUUCGCUUUGUUGUGGUUUUAAUAUGUCUGGUAGGGGGAAAACCGGAGGAAAGGCCCGAGCCAAGGCCAAAUCUCGUUCGUCCAGAGCUGGACUUCAGUUUCCAGUGGGUCGUGUCCACAGACUGUUACGCAAAGGGAACUAUGCUGAGCGGGUAGGCGCGGGGGCGCCGGUCUAUCUGGCCGCCGUUCUGGAAUAUCUGACGGCUGAAAUUCUCGAGCUGGCCGGAAACGCGGCGAGAGAUAACAAAAAGACCAGGAUCAUCCCCCGCCAUCUGCAGCUCGCAGUUCGUAACGACGAGGAGCUCAAUAAACUUUUAGGUGGCGUUACCAUCGCCCAGGGCGGAGUGUUGCCAAACAUCCAAGCUGUUUUGCUGCCCAAGAAAACCGAGAAACCAGCCAAGAGCAAGUGAUGAGCUUCGUGACCGAGGACACUGACAUCACGGCUCCACACAGCGAUGCCACCAUUUUGAGUCUCUAAAGUAACACAUUUUCUUGUUCUCGCUUGAUUCUGCAUUGUCUUAAGGUGUUAUGAAACUGAGUUAUGCUGUUGAUGUUUCUUGGAGAAAUUGCUUGUUUAUGUGAGGCGCCGCGUCCACAUCGAAACGGACACUAACCACUACUGGCUCCAAACGAGCGGCGGACAUGUUCAACCUGGCCAGGAACAAAGGUGGACUGUGAGCGGAUUAAAAAUGGGGGGGAAAAACCAUACAUGGGCUGAACGUUAGUAUACACACUUAGUAGUUUUUAGACCAGUGCUUGUUGUCGUUCCCACUGCUUUUAAAUGACCUUGUUAUUUUUCCUUCUGUUAAUUGAAUAAAUGUUAAGAGCCUGAGAAGGGCACAAAGA